AUGCAGUACCUCACCAUCGCCUCUGCUAUCCUUGGCUCCGCUCUUCUGGCCUCUGCCGCCCCUACUCCUGCAGACCUCAACGCUCGCGCCUGCAGCGUUGCCUACCCCCAGUCCAUCGGCUUCCCGAUCAACUACAGUAUCAGCCAAGACGCUGGCGCAGCCAACAAGCGAGACGACGCCAUCACCUUCGACAACAUCCCCGCAGGCUCUUACGGCUGCCAGCUUGAGGUCAACUUCCCAGCUGGCUACCCUAUCACCAGUUCUGGCAACAGUCAAGUCUAUUUCUGGUCUGGCACCGGCGCCUCCAAGGAGCAAGUCGGUACCGUCAACUUCGCCAGCAGCCCCGUGGCCGCUACCAAGUUUGUGAUCAACAGCUUCACUUGCGCCCCGACCAUGUCUUACACCAUGUCCAUCGGCAGCGAGACUGAUGCUGGCUCCGUUGCUUUUGCCGACACCAAGGAUGCCGGCAUUACUAUGACCUACAACUGCUAG
Mytilinidion resinicola is the source of this 492-nucleotide messenger RNA. RefSeq lists its product as uncharacterized. The record is from RefSeq and is a predicted model, not a curated record. The transcript has a single exon. Lineage: Eukaryota; Fungi; Ascomycota; Dothideomycetes; Mytilinidiales; Mytilinidiaceae. Bases 1 to 492 code for a protein of 163 amino acids.